CGGUAAUGCUCCUAAAAGCUGCUCGUCAACCGCACAAGAAGUCAUCUUUCUGUUGUUGCGGCAGAAGCAAGUAGGACGCAACUGGUCUCAUUUAUAAUAACUUAAUAUUUACACUUUAUGUAAACUAGAUUUGUGACGGUAUAACGUUGCUACAAUGAUCAUCCCAAUCCGGUGCUUCACAUGUGGGAAGAUCGUGGGUAACAAGUGGGAGGCGUACCUGGGCCUUCUUCAAGCCGAAUAUACUGAGGGUGAUGCCCUGGAUGCCCUGGGCCUGAAGAGAUAUUGUUGUCGGAGGAUGCUCCUUUCUCACGUGGAUCUUAUUGAGAAAUUGUUGAAUUAUGCUCCGUUGGAGAAGUGAUGGCAACUGGCUGCCUUCAAAAACAGCAUGGACUUGAUGGGGCUGUGGCAUGGACAGAUUCACGUUAUAUUGAUGCGUCACAAAUGCAGACCACAUUGUUUUCUGGAACAUUAUCCUGCAUGUAUAUGAGAUUUUCCUAAAUAAACGUUAUAAAAUUACAUUGUCACCUAUAUUACUGCCUUAGCAGGACUUGAAGUUGGAAACUACACACUUGUGCUAUGUCUCUGCACUGUGUAUUAAAACAAAGCAGCACCUCAACUCUUGGGUCAGAAUUAACUGCUGGUAUUUUUACAUGAUGUCUGUACUGAUUCUAUUCAUUUUAGACACCCAUUGACAUUUACAAAAAGCAGA
This is a messenger RNA of Monopterus albus (swamp eel), 709 nucleotides long. It is a transcript of the gene polr2l, whose product is annotated as RNA polymerase II, I and III subunit L. Gene Ontology annotation, molecular function: zinc ion binding; DNA binding. Lineage: Eukaryota; Metazoa; Chordata; Actinopteri; Synbranchiformes; Synbranchidae. Gene Ontology annotation, cellular component: RNA polymerase II, core complex; RNA polymerase III complex; RNA polymerase I complex. The transcript is spliced from 3 exons. Gene Ontology annotation, biological process: transcription by RNA polymerase II; transcription by RNA polymerase I; tRNA transcription by RNA polymerase III. The record is from RefSeq and is a predicted model, not a curated record. The coding region runs from base 155 to 358 and encodes 67 amino acids.